Molecule: messenger RNA, 840 nt
Organism: Puntigrus tetrazona (Sumatra barb)
Lineage: Eukaryota; Metazoa; Chordata; Actinopteri; Cypriniformes; Cyprinidae
Product: C-C chemokine receptor type 2-like
Exons: 1
Coding region: 1-840 (279 amino acids)
Biological process (GO): phospholipase C-activating G protein-coupled receptor signaling pathway; positive regulation of Rho protein signal transduction
Cellular component (GO): membrane
Molecular function (GO): G protein-coupled receptor activity
Source: RefSeq, a predicted model, not a curated record
AUGAAUAACUUUACAGUGAACUUCACCAUACCUGAAACAUCUACAAACUGCACGACUCAGUGCAUUGGACUAAUGGACUGUGUGGAAAUUGGUGUAUACAGCAUCAGUUUUCUGUUUGGUUUUCCUACACACGCCUAUGUUAUAUGGCUCAUUGUAAAAGAAUCAGGAGUUACAACCGAGUUCUUCAACCUCAAUCUUUCUGUUUGUGAGAUUAUUAAUCGUCUGAAUAGUUUGGUCUCUAUACUAUCAAUUUGCUUUGCAAAUCUUACAAUAAUACCAUUGGUUUUACAAGGGCUAGUCUUCACGGGUUGUUCGCUGUUUCAGAGUCUGAUCUGUGUUGAGCGUUACCUGGCAGUGGUUCAUCCUAUAACCUUUCUGAAGUUCAAACCUCUCAGAUAUAGAGUGAUCUGCAGCGUUGUGUGCUGGAUAAUCACUCUUGGCUCCUGUUUGUGCUGCAUGUUGAUUGUGUUAUCGCUAAAAAUUCAUGCAUAUACAUGGUUCUUCUCGCAACAGUUCCUUCUCUUCUUCUCCAUCCAGUUGUUUUGUCUCGUGGCUGUUCUAAGAGCUCUGAAGCAGUCAGGACCAGGGAAGAGAUUGAGAGAGAGAAACGAAGAAAACCACAUGAAGAGAAGAGCUUUUUAUAUCAUUCUAAUAACUACUGGAAGCAUGACUAUUAUGCACGUCCCAUUUACUAUCACAGGAUUUCUGACCUUUCUGACACGACAGAACAUUCAUGUGCUUUGGAACAUAGGUUUAACUUUUUAUGUACUGGCUGGUUUUGUUCAGCCUGUCCUUUAUCUGCACCGAACUGGAAAAUUCUCCUACCUCUGUUAUUCAUAA